AUGAACACACAAAGACGGCGUCUUGUGUCUAGAAUUUGUAAAGUUCAGCUGGGUCGCUUGAAGUCUCUCACGUGACCACAUAUAGCACUGCAGGUUAAAAUUUUCUCCGUCACAUGUGUUGUCAAUUGGCCAACGAAGGUUUACAAUCUACACCAUAAAAUGCUCGCCAGCUACGCAAGAAGCGCUCGUGUGUCCUCGCGAAAACUUGUUACAAGCUCACGUCUUUUAAGUGUCAAAAAUCCGGCUGCUAAAAGCUUUUCCUCGCCGCAAGAAUUGGUGGAAAAGAGAAAGGUGAAGGAGUUGGAAGACCAACGUUUCACCGAGAGUCUACUUAACAAAGACAUUGACUUCGAGCCCAAAUUGAUCAAACCAAAUGAGGUGGACCCAUUCACGAAAAGGCCUGUUCCCCUCAACGUUGAGUUGUUGAAGUAUAAGCCAUUGAAAUUAGAACCCACCCACGGCCACAAGGUCGCCGAAAUUAAUUUCAGCGGAUAUGACGAGACCGAGGUUCUCAGAAUGGCUGAAUUCACUGCAAGAGCAGCCUUUUACUUGGGCAUCCCCGCGUCGGAUAUCGAAAAAGUAAAGACAGAAAAGAAACUUUACACUGUGAUCAGAUCGCCCUUCGCCCAAGCUAAGUCGAAGGAGAAUUUCUUCAGAACCACUUUUAAACGUAGAUUAGUGGCCUUUGACGCCAAUCCAGAGAUUGUCGAUUUGUGGUUAUCUUACACAAGCAAGUAUGCCUUAGAGAGUGUUCAUCGCAAAGCCCUGGUUUUCACACACGAGUCUCUUGAUUACGCCGAGACCAUGAGCAAGUUGACUGCCGAGGAGAUGGAAUUGCCUCGGGCUUACCAGGACAACAUGGAGGACCCAGUGGGUAAGAAAGUACAGGAACUCUUGAGCUCAGACGCUUUCAAAGAGUCCAUGAAGGAGGGCAAGUAAUGUAUUUUUAGACAUGUAUAUAGUAAUGAUUAAAAAAUGGAUUGCAUGCUUGAAUAUCAACCAUAAAGGCC
Metschnikowia bicuspidata var. bicuspidata NRRL YB-4993 is the source of this 1010-nucleotide messenger RNA. RefSeq names its product mitochondrial 37S ribosomal protein uS10m. Gene Ontology annotation, cellular component: ribosome; small ribosomal subunit; mitochondrion. Bases 160 to 939 code for a protein of 259 amino acids. Gene Ontology annotation, molecular function: structural constituent of ribosome. The transcript has a single exon. The record is from RefSeq and is a predicted model, not a curated record. Gene Ontology annotation, biological process: translation. Lineage: Eukaryota; Fungi; Ascomycota; Pichiomycetes; Serinales; Metschnikowiaceae.